UCGACUCUUCUCAAAAGAUAGCCAAGUAGCGCUCUCACUCUCUCUGUGUAUGCGUGUGGGUGUCCAUUUCAAAACAAAAACCAAAGUAAGAGAAGAAAGGAAAGGAAAAAAAGAGAGGAAAAGAAAAAAUCCCACACCAUAAGAGGCUAAAAGCGAACUCUUGAAUUCAAAACCACUGAAAGUACACGCGAGCCUCCAUCGUUGUUCUUCUCCGCCUUCUUUUUGUCAAUUUGAUUACGCAGACAGGUGCUCAAAGAAGGCUGUGAUAUUUCUUUAGUCUUUUUUAUCCUUUUAUGGUAUAAUCCGUGAAGAAGGAAGGAAAUAGAUGGAUUCAGUGGCUCUUGAUGACAUAAUAAACCGUUUGCUUGAGGUUAAAGGGCGGCCGGGGAAGCAGGUGCAGCUCUCGGAGUCAGAGAUCAGGCAGCUCUGUUUGCAGUCUAGAGAGAUUUUUCUGCAACAGCCUAAUCUUCUUGAGCUCGAAGCACCCAUUAAGAUCUGUGGUGAUAUUCAUGGCCAAUAUUCUGAUCUCCUCAGACUUUUUGAAUAUGGUGGGUUGCCCCCAAAAUCAAAGUACUUGUUCUUGGGGGAUUAUGUGGAUCGUGGGAAGCAAAGCCUGGAAACAAUCUGCCUUCUGCUUGCUUAUAAGAUAAAGUAUCCCGAGAACUUUUUCUUACUUAGGGGCAACCACGAAUGCGCAUCUGUCAAUCGUAUAUAUGGAUUUUAUGAUGAAUGCAAGAGAAGGUUUAACAUAAGACUGUGGAAAGUUUUCACAGAUUGUUUUAAUUGUCUACCUGUUGCUGCUCUAAUCGAUGACAAGAUAUUGUGCAUGCAUGGAGGACUCUCUCCCGACCUGCAUGAUUUGGAUCAAAUUAGAAAUUUACAGCGUCCAACUGAUGUCCCGGAAACUGGUUUAUUAUGUGAUUUACUAUGGUCGGAUCCCAGCAAAGAUGUCAAGGGGUGGGGAAUGAAUGAUAGGGGAGUUUCAUAUACUUUCGGCCCUGAUAAGGUGACAGAAUUUCUUCAAAAGCAUGAUCUCGAUCUUAUUUGCCGUGCUCACCAGGUAGUCGAAGAUGGAUAUGAGUUUUUUGCUGAUAGACAACUUGUGACAAUAUUUUCAGCCCCAAACUAUUGUGGAGAGUUCGACAAUGCUGGCGCCAUGAUGAGUGUGGAUGAGACUUUGAUGUGCUCAUUUCAAAUUUUAAAGCCCGCAGAAAAGAAGCCCAAGUUUGGCUUUGGAAGUACAACUACAGCUAAGGCAGGAACUCCACAAAUGAAAAUGAAGUCAUUUCUUGGUACGAAAAUAGGAUAAACUCAUUAUCUUCAGAAGUUCCAUGGAAAAGCCACUCUCCAAUGUCCAAUAUUUAGGGUUGAAGGCGGGCUCUAAAGUUUUGAGGACCAUCUCAGAAUAAGGGAAGUUAAUGAGCGGGAAUUGCAUAGGAAGAUUUCUACCUAGGACCGUUUCAGCUGUUGUAAUUUCUGCCUAAUGUGUAGUUGCUGCCGGUCAGAUGGAUCGUUUUGUCGACCAAAAGAUUUUCUGAGCCUAACUAUUGAACCUGAAAAACAAGAAACAUAGUACUCAUCUGCAGGACCUUGUGAUGCAUUCUUGCAGGGGAUGAAAGGCAAACCAGCCAAGGUAAACGACCCAUUUUGUUUUACCUCUGUCUGAAUUUUUGUGUCGUAUUUUGUAAAGCGUUCUGUGUGUUGGUUUUGAGUUUGUUUACUUCUCGUAAGUCGUUCAGGUGAACGGUCCAAUGGUACUGAAUUUGUUCGAGGGCUUGCGCCCUAAUCAUUGACUAUAAAAAUGGUUUCUUCUGCGAGUUGGGAUAAUUACUGAUUAUAUUAUUCUUUUUAUGUGAAAUUCAAAGCUAUAUCUCAACGUUUAU
Messenger RNA from Sesamum indicum (sesame), 1883 nucleotides. RefSeq names its product serine/threonine-protein phosphatase PP1. The record is from RefSeq and is a predicted model, not a curated record. Gene Ontology annotation, molecular function: protein serine/threonine phosphatase activity. Gene Ontology annotation, cellular component: cytoplasm; nucleus. NCBI's taxonomy places the organism in Eukaryota, Viridiplantae, Streptophyta, Magnoliopsida, Lamiales, Pedaliaceae.